GUUUGCGUGAUGAGAAAUAUCGAAAGCGUGGCACGAUUAGGGUUCGGAGAAGCAGCGGAGGAAUCGAUUUGAUAUCCUUGAUAUUGAUUUUUGGAGCUUGGAGAUGUUGGAUUGAUAUCUGGGGAGCUUGUUUUGCUGCUGAUUUCUCAGCUGUGUGGUGUUUGUCGUGUCUUUGUCCUUGGAUCGAUGGUUUAGGCAUUGGCAUAUUUUAGUAUGGAAGACAAGAUUCUUGCUGGUGAUUAAAUUUAUGCACUUACUAAUACCUCAAUUGUGGUUCAUAACCUUAUAGGAUAUGAAGUUGUGCUGCUUUGGUGCCUUGACGGCAAGGAAAGAUAAUGUUUCUCAGCCUCGACAAGACAUAUGUGGUGUUUUAUCUCUCAAGAAUAUUAAGUUUUUCUCCUACAAUGAGCUAAGAUCAGCGACAGAUGGUUUCCAUCCAAGACAUAAGUUAGGACGUGGUGGUUUUGGUACAGUCUACAAGGGAACUCUUAGGAAUGGAACAGUAAUUGCAGCAAAGGUUCUUUCUGCAGAGUCAAAGCAAGGCCUCAAAGAGUUUCUGACUGAGAUCGAUAUCAUUACAAGAGUCAAACAUCCAAACCUUGUUGAGCUACUUGGCUAUUGUGUUCAAGAAAACGAUCAGAUUUUAGUCUAUGAAUACGUUGAAAACAAUAGUCUUGAUUAUGCCUUAUUAGGUCGCAGAAGCAAAACAGCUGAUCUGAAUUGGGGAGUGAGGUCUGCAAUUUGUCUAGGGGCUGCCAGGGGUCUCAUGUUUCUUCACGAGGAACUUGAUCCGCCCAUUGUCCAUAGAGAUAUCAAAGCUAGUAAUAUUCUUCUUGACAGAAAUUUCAUGCCAAAAAUCGGAGAUUUUGGUUUGGCAAAGCUUUUCCCAGAUAAUGUCACUCACAUUAGCACCCGUGUAGCUGGAACAACUGGUUAUUUAGCACCUGAGUAUGCAAUUCAUGGCCAAUUAACAAAGAAAGCUGACAUAUAUAGCUUUGGAGUUCUAAUAAUAGAAAUUGUCAGUGGCAGAAGUAUCUCAAAGGUACACUGGUCAGAAAUGGAGAAAUUUCUUUUGGAACAGACUUGGCAACUUUUUGAGGAAGGAAGACUGAAAGAACUGGUGGAUCCUAACCUCAAAGAAUUUCCGGAAGAUGAAGUCCUUAGAUACAUUAAGGUGGCCCUCUUUUGCAUCCAAGCAGCAGCUAAUCGAAGGCCGUCUAUGCUCCAGGUUGUGGAAAUGUUGUCUAAGCCGAUUCUGCUCAAUGAAGAAGCAUUGGCACCUCCGGGUUUUAUCAAAGACUCAGUUUAUUCUGGCAAAGGUUCAAAAGCAAUGCUUUCAAGCAAUUUCCAUAUUAAAAGGAUAUCAUCCGUUAAUAACAGUGUUCCAUUCGAAUCUGCUCCUGUUACCUGCUCUGAACUGCUGCCCAGGUGAUUUACUCCAUUGUAGAAGAAUCAAUAAAAUCCUAGAAAGAUGGUGAGUAAGCUUAAAUUUAUGAAUGUUUUGAAUGUCAACAGGGGAAAAUCCUCUUUUGUUGUAUAAAUAUGGCAUUUAUUAGGGUUUUUGUUCUUACACCGUGAUGCUUUUUUAUUGUCAUUAUUUAAUGACAUAUAUAGGGUACAAUUGCUUGUAGCAAUUUCCGGAGAUAAUUCUGUAAAUCUGUAAGACAUAUACUUGUACCAAUUAAUUUUCUAUAAAUACAGGUGAUCAAUCACCAGUCAUCUGUUUGCCA
Messenger RNA from Dioscorea cayenensis subsp. rotundata (Guinea yam), 1730 nucleotides. RefSeq names its product putative serine/threonine-protein kinase. Gene Ontology annotation, molecular function: ATP binding; protein kinase activity. NCBI's taxonomy places the organism in Eukaryota, Viridiplantae, Streptophyta, Magnoliopsida, Dioscoreales, Dioscoreaceae. Gene Ontology annotation, biological process: protein phosphorylation. The record is from RefSeq and is a predicted model, not a curated record. The coding region runs from base 293 to 1432 and encodes 379 amino acids. The transcript has 8 exons.